CGGAUCCUGGUCCCGCCUCCUCCGCGCCAGGCUUCCUUCUGCAACAGGCGUGGGUCACGCUCCCGCUCGCUCUCUUUCUGCCGCCAUCUUGGUUCCGCGUUCCCCACACAAAAUGCCCGGCGAAGCCACAGAAACCGUCCCUGCUACAGAGCAGGAGUUGCCACAACCUCAGGCUGAGACAGCUGUGCAUCCUGUGUCUUCAUCCUUGAGUGUCACUGCUGCCUUGGAGCAGCCUAGACCUACCCUUCCCCCUCCUGACUCUCUGGCCCCCCACCAGUUCCCUCUAGCAACCACUAACCAGCCUUCCCUGUUCCCUUCUCCCUCUAAUGUUGCCUCAACCCCUAUUGAAGCUCCUUUUCCUCAGUCAUCCUCUGGGAUAGCUGUGCCUUUGGGAGCUUCCCCUUUCCCCUCUGGUACCCCAGCUUUCCUACCAGACUUAAUAGGGCCUCCCAUAUCCCCAGCUGCCUUAGCUCUGGCCUCUCCAAUGAUAGCUCCAGCUCUGAAAGGUGCCCAUUCCUCCUCAGCUCCCUUGGCUCUUGUGGCCUUGGCUCCCCCUGCAGUUCAGAAGAGCUCUCCUCUCCCACCUAACCCUCUGAUUUCACCCCCAGUUGCUGUAGUUGAGUCAGUGUCAGUGACAUCUCUAUCAACUCCCAUUGCUCCCUCAAGCCCAAAGACUGCUUCUGUUCGUGUUCCCUCCCAGGUAGUCCCUAACCCAAAAAGUACCUCCAGCCCUCCAGGUAUAGUCAAUGCCAGUUCAUCGCACCUUGUAAGUCCCGUGGCCUCUCAUCAAUCUGGAUUAGCUUCCUGUCCUGAGAUGCCACCCAUCACUCCCCUAGCCAUCACUUCCCCUCCGGUCAAAGGCAUCCCUAUUCCCUCAGCUCUGACUUCUCCACAAAACUUGGUAACCCUAAAGGAGUCCAUUGGUCCUCCUGCUGCCUUAUCUCUUUCAACCCAGUCUGUUCCUGUGGCAACUUCUCAGAAGGCUGUGGCUCCCAGUGACCCAGUUUUCCUCACUUCUCUGGGCUCUCCUCUUGCACCUUUACAUCAGAGUUCUUUUGGUUCUUCUGUCCAACUUUCAGGUCAAACAGACCAAAAUACUCUGUCAAAUCCUACUAUUCUGGAUAGCAUUCCUGUAGGUUGCUCUUCUAUGGGGGUGUCUUAUCCUUCUGAAAGAUCUGUAAUGCCUCCCCUUCAUUCCAUGAAUGAGGUGGUUCCUGCUGCUGGGACUCCAACUUCCCCUCUGCCUCUGAGUGUUGACAAAGGCCUUUCUGGCUCCCUAUUAUCUCCUACAGCCUCUCGCAUUCUCCAAGGUUCUCCCGAUGCUGCUUAUCAUCAGCCUUUGGUGGCCCAGUUUCCUGUUGCUUCUCCAGGGAGUCCAGGCUUAAAAGAGGCUCCUGUUUCUUCUGUUGGUGUCACCCCACUUGUGAUGACUAACCCUUCUACAAUUUCUGUAGUAUCUACUGCUUUUGAGGUAACUACUUGUAUGUCUCCUCCAAUUUCGUCAGGUUCCAUGAGCAGUAAGGACCCAGUUUCCUAUACUGCAUCGGUUAUGGGACCCGUAACUCCCGAAGAGCUUCCUACUUCUCAAGUAAAAACCGCUCUGGGGAUACCAGUUUCUCAUUCUUUUCCUCUGCCAGCCCCUGAAGACCCCAAAAAUCUCCCUCCUUCAGCAUUGGAAAAGCUUCCAACCCAAAAAGAUUUCCAAACUGUACUUACCUCGCCUAUAGAAGCUCCAAUUUCUCCAGCCCACGCAGGAGUUCCUACCAAGAAAGAUUCUACUCCAUUGGCAUUGUCAGUCUCUACAGAUUCUCCUCCCCAAAGUACAUCAUCUUCUCUGGAGAUGUCUCUUUCUUCUGAAGCCACCUUAGCAAAGAAAAGCCUUGUAGAGCCUCUUCCUGUAGUUAAGCCAGACAGUGCUGCUGCCUCUCCUCUGGAAUCCUGCGACCCCUGCUGUGGCUCCAGCCCCACUACUGACAGAACAGCUGCCUCUGAGAAGGUCCUUCCUAAAACUGGACCAGCAUCUCUCUCUACAGCACCCACCCCAUCAGUCUCUCUGCCUGUUGCUCCCUCCCCAGUUCCGCCUCUACUUCCUAAACAGCAAUUUCUGCCGUCCUCACCUGGGCUGGUGCUGGAGUCACCCUGUAAGCCCCCAGCCCCUGCUGAUGAGGAUGAGCUGCCGCCUCUGAUUCCCCCGGAACCAAUCUCGGGGGGAGUGCCUUUCCAGCCGGUCCUCGUCAACAUGCCCAUCCCCAAAUCUGCCGGGAUCUCUGCCCCAACCCCCUCUGCCAAGCAGCCCAUUCUGAAGAACAACAAGGGGUCUGGAACAGAAUCUGAUAGUGAUGAAUCAGUACCAGAGCUCGAGGAACAGGAUUCCACACAGGCAACCACACAGCAAGCCCAGCUGGCAGCAGCAGCUGAAAUCGAUGAAGAACCAGUCAGUAAAGCAAAACAGAGUCGGAGUGAAAAGAAGGCACGGAAGGCUAUGUCCAAACUGGGUCUCCGACAAGUCACAGGGGUUACUAGAGUCACUAUCCGGAAAUCUAAGAAUAUCCUCUUUGUCAUCACAAAGCCAGACGUCUAUAAGAGCCCAGCAUCAGAUACCUACAUAGUUUUUGGGGAAGCCAAGAUUGAAGACUUGUCUCAACAAGCACAGCUAGCAGCUGCAGAGAAAUUCAAAGUUCAAGGUGAAGCUGUCUCAAACAUUCAAGAAAACACACAAACUCCAACUGUACAAGAGGAGAGUGAAGAGGAAGAGGUUGAUGAAACAGGUGUGGAAGUUAAGGAUAUAGAAUUGGUCAUGUCACAAGCAAAUGUGUCAAGAGCAAAGGCAGUCCGAGCCCUGAAGAACAACAGUAAUGAUAUUGUAAAUGCUAUUAUGGAAUUAACAAUGUAACCAUCUGAAAACAAGGAUUUUUUUUGGUGUUUCAAAAGAGUAACUGCAGUUUGGUUUGAAAUUUGUACUGUUUCUAUCAUUAAUAAAGUUAUGGCUUCUUGUUGGAUGAA
Messenger RNA from Loxodonta africana (African savanna elephant), 3003 nucleotides. RefSeq names its product nascent polypeptide associated complex subunit alpha (gene NACA). Gene Ontology annotation, cellular component: cytoplasm; nascent polypeptide-associated complex. NCBI's taxonomy places the organism in Eukaryota, Metazoa, Chordata, Mammalia, Proboscidea, Elephantidae. The record is from RefSeq and is a predicted model, not a curated record. Gene Ontology annotation, biological process: protein targeting to membrane. The coding region runs from base 113 to 2893 and encodes 926 amino acids. The transcript is spliced from 12 exons.